Molecule: messenger RNA, 1311 nt
Organism: Exophiala aquamarina CBS 119918
Lineage: Eukaryota; Fungi; Ascomycota; Eurotiomycetes; Chaetothyriales; Herpotrichiellaceae
Exons: 3
Coding region: 1-1311 (436 amino acids)
Source: RefSeq, a predicted model, not a curated record
AUGUCUCGAGUCAUAUCGUACGGGGCGAUGGACGCAGAAAAUCAGUCUGAGGUAGUGAUUGUGUCCACGAGCCGGGCUUCAUUAUUUCGAAUGGGGCACGACGAAGCCAGUGAAAGCCUGCUCCGACCAAGGAGAAGAGCGGCUCGUACUGGCGGCGGUCUUUUUGCCGGCUGUUGUUGCGUCGCAUGCAUCGUUCUGUUGUUUGUGAUAACUGUACUCCUGAUCUCCUUCGGCUACAUCGUUUUGGCUGUAUCAUGCUUUUCACAGCUGCAUCCGCCUCGACUGGUGAAAAACUAUCGCGAUUUCGAGCAAAAGUCUUUUACAGUGGGAUUCGACUUGACCGCUGGCUAUGGAACAGCCUCAGUCUCCUUUUCCAACGGCACAGUGGUCGACGUUGCCCGGGUGGAAGCGACUGCACGAUACAAUAAAGUCAUGAAGCGACUGUCUGACCAAUCCUCUGCUCACCCGACGCCACCCUAUUACAAUUGCGAAGCAUCUUUCAACGAUGUCCCCCGACAAUGGGGGCGCUACUUUCGGAAGAAGGCCGGGCACCCAGCAUCGCCUGAAGUUGCUGCAUUUACUGACGUGCUUGGUAAGUUGAAAGAACAAGUCGACGCCUUCUUGGUUCCGUACGGUACUCUCGAAAUGGCGCACGUCACCGUUCCUCAUUUCCCUGCCAUCUACGUCGAGGAUCUGCUUGAUGCAGCCGAGCAUGCCAACUUUCAACUGCUUACGAUGCCCAACUAUCGUCCCGGAGACCAAGCUCAGUGGCCUAUAAACGAACUCAACUCUGCAAUGGCGGGAAAUAGCAUCGGGAGGAGCCACUCACCUGAAGACAACGACAACUCUUUCUUCGUCUUGUACACUCGGACGGCUUUAGCCGCGUUUGUUGGCCCUUUCUGGACCUCUACUCAUUACUACGCAGCAUCUGGCGUCGCCAAUUUCAGUAUCGGGUUCGCAGAAUGCUCAAAGCAAGCAAACGCCCUAUUUGAAGACUGCCCUCCAGAGGCGCCUUACUGGCAGGAAGUUCGUGUCAACCUGCGAGAUAGUUUGGCUUCUUACUAUCUCGGGGCAAACCUUGCCCGCGUGAUCGUCUUCGGCGAGAGCUCAUACAAUGAGGUAUUUGCAGACGUAUUGAGGCAAGAGGUUCUCGCAGCUCAAGAGCGGGAAGGCAAUUUGCCCCGUCUGUAUGACGAUUUUCCUAUCUUUUCUCCCGCCAGGGGCGCGGCCGAGUUUGGCAAGGUCUGUGCAAGGUCGAAUAUUUCAUUCGCAUGCAUUCCAGAUAUAAGCCCGAGAAUGCAAGGCUGGUGA